UAGUGGUGAAAACAGCGCACAAUCACAUGUUGUUGCUCUUGAGUAUGUCCUGACCGCUAGCUGAUGGACUAUGAAGUAAAAAAAAGGCGUUGUUUUAGUACGAUCCAUAUGGUCAGGUCAAAUCUAAUCGAAGCUACUAAACUGAACACGAACUUGAAAUGUCUACAUGUAGAUAGCCAGCGGUCAUCGCUUUUAUACUGAGUGUCCUAAGUUACUGUGGAACACGGCUGCCAGUCAGGCAAGAUGGACACCGCAGAGGAAGCAGACAUCUGUCGGGUAUGUCGUUCGGAGGGGACCCAGGAUAAGCCGCUCUACCACCCCUGUGUCUGCACGGGCAGCAUCAAGUUUAUCCAUCAGGAAUGCUUACUACAGUGGUUGAAACACAGCAGAAAAGAAUACUGCGAAUUAUGCAAACACAGGUUUGCAUUUACACCAAUCUACUCUCCAGACAUGCCGUCUCGCUUGCCUGUCCAAGACAUCUUUGCAGGGCUGGUCACCAGUAUUGGAACAGCCAUCAGAUACUGGUUCCACUAUACACUAGUGGCCUUUGCCUGGCUAGGCGUGGUGCCUCUCACAGCAUGUCGUAUCUACAAGUGUUUAUUUACCGGCUCUGUGAGCUCUCUCCUUACCCUGCCAUUAGAUAUGCUUUCAACACAAAACCUGCUUGCAGACUGCCUCCAGGGCUGUUUUGUUGUCACUUGCACACUGUGUGCAUUCAUCAGCCUGGUGUGGCUUAGAGAGCAGAUUGUCCAUGGUGGUGCCCCUCAGUGGUUAGAGCAGAAUCAACCCCCUCUGGUUCCUCACCAGCCCAACGGCCCUGCACCAGCCAAUGAGGUUCCAGGCGGUAACAUUGGAGUCAACGCCCAGGCUGCUGCUGACGGCCCAGCAGCCCAGCAGCCUGCAGACGCUGCUCCAGACGGGUUGGCACCUGUCAACCCACACGAGGCUGGCAACCAAGGAGAUGAGGCUGAACUUGAUGACGAGGAAGGAGAUGAGGAGGAGGAGGAGGAAGAUGAAGAGGACGACGACGACGAAGAAGAAGGCAGGGAAGAGGAUGCUGCUGAUGGCAAUAAUGGGGGACAAGAAGAUUUGAACUGGAACGCCCUGGAGUGGGACCGUGCAGCAGAGGAGCUGACCUGGGAAAGGAUGCUGGGGCUGGACGGCUCCUUAGUUUUCUUGGAGCAUGUGUUCUGGGUGGUGUCUCUCAACACACUCUUUAUUCUUGUCUUUGCUUUUUGCCCGUAUCAUAUUGGCCAUUUUUCAGUGGUUGGACUGGGCUUUGAAGAUUAUGUCAAAGCUUCACACUUUGACGGCCUCGUCACCUCCAUACUGGGCUACAUCCUUCUGGCUGGAGCUCUCAUAGUCUGCCAUGCAUUGGCUUCAUUAGUGAAGUUCCAGCGGUCCAGACGCCUCCUGGGCGUCUGCUACAUUGUUGUCAAGGUGUCCCUGCUGGUUGUCAUGGAGAUAGGCUUGUUCCCGCUGAUUUGUGGUUGGUGGCUCGACAUUUGCUCACUGGAGAUGUUUGAUGCAACUCUUAAAGACAGGGAGCAGAGUUUUGACUCAGCCCCUGGUACCACCAUGUUCCUCCACUGGUUGGUCGGCAUGGUCUACGUCUUCUACUUUGCCUCCUUCAUCCUUCUGCUCAGAGAGGUGCUCCGGCCUGGUGUGCUGUGGUUCCUGAGGAACCUGAACGAUCCAGACUUCAACCCAGUCCAAGAGAUGAUCCACCUGCCCAUCUACAGACACCUGCGGAGGUUUAUACUCUCUGUGGUGGUGUUUGGCUCCAUAGUUCUGCUGAUGCUUUGGCUUCCUGUCAGAAUCAUUAAAUUGCUCUUCCCAACCUUCCUUCCCUACAACGUCAUGUUGUACAGCGAUGCCCCGGUCAGUGAGCUGUCAUUGGAGCUGCUGUUGCUUCAGGUUGUUCUGCCCGCGUUGUUGGAGCAGGGUCACACUCGCCAGUGGCUCAAACGGCUUGUCCACGCCUGGACCUUCACAGCUGGAUACAUGCUGGACCUUCACUCCUACCUACUUGGGGACCAUGACGACGAUGACAACCAGCCAAACAACAACCCUCCCGGUCGCCACAACAACAACCGGAUCCCUGGCCUGGGUGAAGGGCUUCACGCUGCUCAUCAGGCCAUCCUACAACAGGGCGGUCCUGUGGGCUUCCAGACAUACCACCGGCCCAUCAACUUCCCGCUCAAGAUCAUUCUACUGGUUGCCUUUAUGUGUGUGACGCUGUUACUGGCUAGUCUGAUCUGCCUUACACUGCCGGUGUGUGCGGGUCGCUGGCUGAUGUCUUUCUGGAUGGGCAACGCCGUGGUUCAUGAGCUGUACACAGCAGCCAGUGGUCUGUACAUCUGUUGGCUGUCCAUUCGGGCUGCCACUGUGAUGCUGUCCUGGAUGCCGCAGGGACGGUCCGUCAUCAUGCUCAAAGUCCAAGAGUGGACAUUCAUGAUCCUGAAGACCAUUCUGGUGGCGGUGAUGUUAGCUGGGGUGAUUCCUCUGCUGCUGGGUCUGCUGUUUGAGCUGGUCAUCGUAGCUCCUCUCAGAGUUCCACUGGACCAGACGCCUCUCUUCUACCCUUGGCAGGACUGGGCUUUGGGCGUGCUCCAUGCUAAAAUCAUUGCUGCCAUCACACUGAUGGGCCCUCAGUGGUGGCUCAAAACUGUUAUCGAGCAGGUGUAUGCUAACGGUAUCAGAAACAUUGACCUCCAUUUCAUUGUGCGAGGGCUGGCUGCCCCUGUGAUCUGCGCCCUGCUGCUGUCUCUCUGCGUGCCCUACACCAUCUCUAAAGGCAUUACACCACUUCUGGGUGUGCAGCCAGAGAUGCAGAUGCUGGUGGAGAGGAGGAUCUAUCCCUUCUUGCUGAUGAUGGUCACACUGUUGGCCAUCCUGUCCUUCCAGAUUCGACAGUUUAAGCGCCUCUAUGAACACAUCAAGAACGACAAAUACCUGGUUGGACAGCGACUGGUAAACUAUGAGCGCAAGACAGGCAGGAGCACGUCCAGCUCCUCAUACAGCACCUCCUCAUAGACCUGACGCUGCUGCUGUGGGAUCAGUGGAGCUGACUCACUCUGCUCAGCACUGAGAGCUUUCAUCAGCUCCUGUGGUGAAACCUUAAUAUUUUCUCUCUGCUUGGCUGUCAAAUGUCAACUUCAAACACAGCCUGUAAACUUUUGACUGCAGUCCAGUCCUCUUAUUCACCAACACCUACUGCUGUCUGAGGUUGAGAGACAAAGACGUUGAAGAGUGAAGACAAAAUAGCCUUAAAACUCUUCACGGAAAAUUUUAAUUUCUGAACGAGGUUGUUAAUCAACCUGCUAAAACAGUCAGAAUGAGUUACAGUCUGUCCAUCCUGUUUAAUGUGUCUGUUUCUGUCUUCAACACAGCUGACAUUUUCAGUUGUCGUUACAUAAUUUUUAAAAGGUUUAAGUUGAAAUCAGGUCAGUUGAGCUUUUACCUCAGAUUGUACUUCCCUUUAUAUCUUUGUAAAAUCAUGUCUAGUUCACACUGAGUGUCUCUUAAUGUGACGUUUUUCACAUUUCAGAGCUACGGAGGAGAUAUUUGGACUAUAACAGGAACGCCUCUGUGGUCCUGUUCCAAUUGUUGGUUCAUCUCAAAUGACACCUUCAUCACAUUGAGGUUGUCAGUGAUGAGGAGGGGAAUACGUGAUGUAGCAAUGUGAUUUUUUUUUUGUUGUUUUUUUUUAAAUUUUUUUAGAUGUUUUUGUUAGACGGGUUUUCAUUGAUUUGUUUUUAGUUAAUUUUUGGAGUGAGUUGUUAGAUCCUCCGAGGAUUAUUCUGAAGUAAAGCUGUAGAAAAAGAAAGAAAAGAGAAGAAAAUGACAUUUUAGACAAUCUGGACACAGCCCAGGAUUUUUUAAAUGUUCCCUCAUGAAUGUCUUUGUUUUGUAGUAUCUUCUUGAGCAAAUCCACCUUAAGCAGAGGAGAGGUCAUUAACAUGAAGGAAUAAAAAGUCAUACAAAAAGAGAGGUUUGAACUAAGCAUGUUUAAACUGGAAAAACAGCCUCAGAACAUUUCAGAAUGUGCCUGUGUUACACCUUUUGGACUGACACUAAUUUUAUUGAAAUAUGUAUUCUUACAGAAUAAAAAAUAAUAAUUUAAGCUAGCUGGCCCUUAGUGGCUUAUAGUGGUGCUAAUCAGCUGUUCAGACUCCAGUCUGCAUUCUGUUAAUGGUUUGGAGACACUAAACAACUGUAUAAACAACAAAUAAAUGGAAUCUUGUUGAGUUAACUCAUCUCAGUUAGGCCACAGUAGCACUAGUACUGUAAUGGAGUACAAACUACUAAUGCAGGUUGGUUGUUGGCAACAGGCUGCCACAUUUGUCUCUUACGUUUUUUUAACUUACAAAAACUAAAAAAGGCUUUCCUUUUUCUGUACUGACAUCAAUUGACAUCUCAUCUUGUAAUCAAUUUAAGUCAGCAUAACCAGAUGUUUCUCAAACCCAUAUUUGUCCACUGGUGCAGAUAUGAAACAUACAUACAUUUACAAAAGAUGGGCAGUUUAAUAUAUGUGCUACAUAUAUGCUACAGGGUCUUUCUGUUUACACAGUUCAUUGCUUCUGAUUGGAUGAAGAUAUAUUUUCUUUGUAGCAAUCAGUUUUCACAUUACUUAAUAAGUCUUUACUAGCUAAAACAUUCCUUAAGUUUUAAUAGUGCAGUCUAUUUUUUGGAAAUUGUCUGGGUUGAAACUAGCUAAUUUUUACAAAACACUUAUGAUGACUUUACACACAAACGUUUUUCCAGUGGUAACGGAAGUGGUCUUUGUUUUGAGCAAGGUUACAUGCUACACCACUCGGAUAUUUACCAGCCUGAAGGAAAUCGAUGGAAAAACAAAUGAUAAACUGGCAGACCCUUAGCAGCUUACGUGAUUCUGAAAGCUAAUGUCAAACUAAAGAACGACGACGGGAGGCCAUAAAAACCUGCAAACAAAAUGCAUAGGAACGAGUGAAUAAAUAAUCAAAAUGUCUCCCAACUUUUUUAAAAUCACUUUGUUUCAAACAAGCUACUGUCAGAUACUAAAUGGAUUUUUAUUAAUUUUGGGUUGUAUUAUGCUGAAGAUUUAAAAAAGGAAAAGUCAAAACAGCAGGGGCUGUGAUAAUUUUGACUAUUCUGACAAAGGUCCCGAAAUACUGGUUCCUACAUUUACCUUAAUAGAACUGGAUAGCGUCACAUCAUAAGACCCUCCAUCCCUGGUAAACAUUCCUGUCUUUCAAAUUUAACAAAACAUCCACACCUCCAGUUUGUAAUGCGGACUGAUAACCCCGAUGACAUCACUCUGACAUCGACUGGGGUUAACCUCAGAUUCGACAAAGCUGCACCAGAGCCACAGAAAACAUUCAACAAGUGUGAGCUUUAUUUACAAAAUG
Messenger RNA from Micropterus dolomieu (smallmouth bass), 5390 nucleotides. Its product is annotated as E3 ubiquitin-protein ligase MARCHF6-like. Bases 244 to 3036 code for a protein of 930 amino acids. Gene Ontology annotation, cellular component: endoplasmic reticulum membrane. The record is from RefSeq and is a predicted model, not a curated record. Gene Ontology annotation, molecular function: zinc ion binding. The transcript has 26 exons. Lineage: Eukaryota; Metazoa; Chordata; Actinopteri; Centrarchiformes; Centrarchidae.